Nestor notabilis (Kea) is the source of this 458-nucleotide messenger RNA. It is a transcript of the gene UBE2T, whose product is annotated as ubiquitin-conjugating enzyme E2T (putative). The annotation marks the transcript as partial. The transcript has 5 exons. Gene Ontology annotation, cellular component: nucleus. Gene Ontology annotation, biological process: protein polyubiquitination; DNA damage response. The record is from RefSeq and is a predicted model, not a curated record. Gene Ontology annotation, molecular function: ubiquitin conjugating enzyme activity. NCBI's taxonomy places the organism in Eukaryota, Metazoa, Chordata, Aves, Psittaciformes, Psittacidae.
AGAUCGUAGGAGGUGCCGGCACACCGUAUGAGACCGGGAUCUUCGACCUGGAGAUACUUGUUCCUGAAAGGUACCCGUUUGAGCCCCCCAAGAUCCGCUUUCUGACCCCAAUCUAUCAUCCCAACAUUGACUCUGCUGGGAGGAUUUGCCUGGAUGUUCUUAAAUUACCACCAAAGGGUGCUUGGAGACCUUCCCUGAACAUCUCCACUCUGCUGACCUCCAUACAGCUGCUGAUGGCAGAGCCCAACCCCGAUGACCCUCUCAUGACGUCCAUAGUACGUGAGCUCCUCCUCUCCCUCCCCUGCAGCUGGACUGAGAAGUACGCGAGCCAGCAGAGGAGGGCUCUGGGGGAGAAGACGAACCCCAGUGACACGAGUGUCCCCGAGGGAGGGGCUGCCCAGAAGAGGAAAGGGAAUAGUCUGAGCAAGAAGGAGAAGGUCCCUCGCCUGGAACCCUGA